AUUUGCGUGGAAAAUCCCUUUUUUUUUUGGCGUUUGUAGUUGUAGCAAUUUCCCCCAUAAUCCAUAAAAUUUGUGCCCAAAGUUCGGAUUUUUAGUCGCCGGAUGAGUUUUUGAUCGGAGGAAAAUAGUUUUCCGGCGCCCUCGAUCGCGAUCAUGGAGGAAUCCGAGCUCGAUUUCUCCAAUCCUGAGGUUUUCUCCAGCCAUAAUGUGGGCAACACGCCCACAAGCUGUUCGAUGGAUAGCUUCUUCGACGAGAUCCUCAAAGACACCCACCACCACUCCUGCACCCACACCCACACCUGCAACCCCCCCGGGCGCGACCUCUCGCACACCCACACCUGCUUCCAUGUGCACACCAAGAUCCUCUCCAGCCCCGCCGAUCAAUCCGCGGACUCGGCUGAGAAGAGCCCGUCGAAGAGCCCGUCAGCGUCGUCGAAGAAGCGCCCUUUCGGCAACCGCGAGGCGGUUCGCAAGUACCGUGAGAAGAAGAAGGCGCACACGGCCUCGUUGGAGGACGAGGUGGCCCAAUUGCGGGCGAUGAACGAGCAGCUGACGAGGCGGCUCCAGGGACAAGCCGCGUUGGAGGCGGAGGUGGCGAGGCUCAGGUGCCUGCUUGUUGAUAUCAGAGGGAGGAUUGAGGGGGAGAUCGGAUCUUUUCCGUAUCAGAAGAUCGCGAGAGCUGGUGCGGAGGUUGGUGGGCGAUCGGUUUCGGAUAUGAGGCAGGGGAAUUUGAUCGGCGGCGGCGGGGGGGGCGGCGGCGGCGGUGCCCAGGUUGUGAAUUCUUGUGAUUUUCCGUGUGAUGAUCAGAUGUACUGCUUUAAUGUGGGAGUACAGGGGAGGGCUGUGGGUGAGAAUGGCGCGGUGAACGGUCAAGGCUUCGGUGUCUGUGAGAUGGCCAAUGUCGAGUGCAUGGGGAAUGGAUCGAAGAGCUUUGUUGGUUGCGGACCUGGGAGUGUGAUGACUGCGGGCUGUUCGUCGAAUGCUGAGAAAAAUUGAAGGAACUCAUGCAACAACGCGAGGUUCAUACUAUGCAAACAACAAGCUGAUCUGACGCUUUUAUUAGCGGUAGCGAACUAUCUAUGAAAUAUUCCAUCGACUUUUUGUAGAUUUUCCCCCUUAAUUUAGCGUUGGUAUUCAUAUUUGGUGUUCUUAUGUUCAGUAGAAAUAUCCUCUAUCAUUUCUUUCAACCGCCGAAGUUAACUCCUGCGUUCUGGGUGAUCUUUCUUUGAUUGUCCUUUUUCUUUUCUUGGUUCUUUGUAUGUAUAUUUUUCAGGAAGCAACUCUUUAAUCAAUCUACGCGCCUUAUUUGCUUGGCCGUUGUUGUC
Ananas comosus (pineapple) is the source of this 1325-nucleotide messenger RNA. Its product is annotated as basic leucine zipper 19-like. Gene Ontology annotation, molecular function: RNA polymerase II cis-regulatory region sequence-specific DNA binding; DNA-binding transcription factor activity, RNA polymerase II-specific. Gene Ontology annotation, biological process: regulation of transcription by RNA polymerase II; DNA-templated transcription. The record is from RefSeq and is a predicted model, not a curated record. Lineage: Eukaryota; Viridiplantae; Streptophyta; Magnoliopsida; Poales; Bromeliaceae.